Messenger RNA from Cuscuta europaea, 2060 nucleotides. NCBI's taxonomy places the organism in Eukaryota, Viridiplantae, Streptophyta, Magnoliopsida, Solanales, Convolvulaceae. The record is from the annotation of a GenBank genome assembly.
GUAUACUUAUAUCAAUGAGGAAAGAUGGAGAAUGCAAAAGCCAGAAAAGGAGAAACAGCCUGCGGCUUCUGGCUCUUAAUGUCAACAAGGACAAUCAGGAGAGGAAAAGGUUUGCUUCAGAGGAAGCUGAUGAGAAGGAAGAAUCCAAAGGCGAAAAGUCUAGCCUACCCUCCCAAGCGAGGGCGAGGGGAAAGAGAAAGUUCCCACAUUUGGCUGCCAAACAGGUUUCUGAGCAGGAUAGAAGCAAAGUGCAGAAGCAUGAAAAAUCAUCAACAAACACUGGUGUACAGACCAAGUUGCCAGAAAAAUGUGUACUCGAGCUAAUUCUAGACAUAUUGCAAAGGAGAGAUGCGUAUGAAAUUUUUGCUGAACCAGUGGAUCCCGAUGAGGUUGCGAAUUACAAUGAUAUCAUUAAAGAGCCUAUGGAUUUCGGCACCAUGAGGGCUAAACUUCAUGAAGGGAUGUAUCAGAAUCUUGAACAGUUUGAGCAUGAUGCAUUCUUGAUCCCAGAGAAUGCUAUGCAUUUCAACUCUUCUAGCACCAUUUAUUUCAGACAGGCUAGGUGCAUACACGACCUUGCGAAGAAAGUAUUCCAUGUCAUAAGAACUGAUCCUGAAAACCUUGAAAUAGAAUUCGCGGGUUCAAGACGAAGGUCUAUGAGGAAAAUGCAAAAUGAAAUCAAAGAGCCAAAGCCAAGCCCCCAGAAAGAUGCCAAGGUUGACAAUGUUUCAAACAAUACCCUCUUCUGUUUUGGUGCACCAUCAACACUCGUAGGGAGUGAUAAAGAGAGCCAACUGUUUGCUCAAACUAAUAACAAAGAUCGUGUCUGCUUCCAAGGUAGGAACAAUGAUGAUAGUCGACGCUCCACAUACAUAACUUGGAAGUCCUCCCUUGUAAAUGAGUGCCCCAAAACAACAAUUCUUCCAAAAGAGUUGAACAUGAACUACAAAGAGAGCUUGAUGAGGUUUGUUGAAGAUUUAGGGCCCACAGCAAAGAGGAUUGCUGCCAUGAGACUACAAGCGCUCCAUCUAUAUAAUAACCCCUCAUUCCAAUCCCCAUCUUAUCAAGUUCCCACAUCAUAUGCCAAAUUCAAAUUGCCAUCCUUUUUGGACAUGAAUUCAGUAGCCGCAACAUCCAAUCCUCAAAUAGGCUUACACACCUUCACCAAUGAGACAAAGGAUACCACAAAGGAUACAUCGCGUGCAAAAAUGGACUCCAACCAGCUAGAAGAUUCAGAGAAGCCGACAAGAUCAAUGUUGCAAUAUAAAAGGAACAGAAAAGCAUCUGAAGCAACAUAUAAGAGUGGUAGUAGCAAGUUGAGUGAAAAGCAACUGGGGUCCCCUUCUCCCAUUGCUAAUCCUUCUGUAGAUUUGAACUCUUCGCCAAUGGAGAAUAUAAGUAGAAGCAUCAAGAGUUCAGGUGAUGAGCAGCUCCAGAAGGCAGGAGGGAGUUCAGUGAUAGUUGACACAAGUAAGACAAAUGAUCGUCAUAAACGUCCGAUCGUAUUGGCCCUUAAGUGCCCUAAAGUGCCAACCGAGCUUAAGAUGGGAAACGAGGGAAAUAAUGUAAACCCACGGAACAAGAAAUAUAUCCUCUCAACACCUUCGGGCAAUGCUGAUGGGUUAAUUUCUGAAGCCCAAAUGACGGCCCCAGCGGCUUUGCCACCAAAACCGUUAUUGGAAUCAAGGUUCACAUUUGAUCUGGAAUUCUUCAGAGCGCGGCUAAAUCAGAUGAACUCAAAAGCAAAAAAAGAUUUUGGGCAGCAAUCACUCUAAGAUCAAAGAAGCGGAAUUAUUUUGGGGGGUUUUGGGCCGCGGUUAUUCUAUGAACAUAGCAACAAACAUGGUAGUCUCACUAGCUUACUAAACAACAAAGAUGAAUAUCAGCAAGAAACAUCAGUAAUGCCUUCAAUAUACAGAAGUAACAAUAAUUAUCAACCUCCAUGGCAUUCAUCUUCUCCUCCCUCAUAUUCUAAUCUGCCUCUUUAGCUGUAGCGUAAAUGCCAACCUUUUGAUUGAAAAUCAUUCUAUUGUUUUUUGUGCACCAAUUUUUACAUCGCC